This is a messenger RNA of Sorex fumeus (smoky shrew), 1064 nucleotides long. It is a transcript of the gene ARFRP1, whose product is annotated as ADP ribosylation factor related protein 1. The record is from RefSeq and is a predicted model, not a curated record. Gene Ontology annotation, cellular component: Golgi apparatus. The transcript has 8 exons. NCBI's taxonomy places the organism in Eukaryota, Metazoa, Chordata, Mammalia, Eulipotyphla, Soricidae. Bases 12 to 617 code for a protein of 201 amino acids. Gene Ontology annotation, molecular function: GTP binding; GTPase activity. Gene Ontology annotation, biological process: intracellular protein transport; Golgi to plasma membrane protein transport; protein localization to organelle.
CGCAGGGCAGGAUGUACACGCUGCUGUCGGGCCUGUACAAGUACGUGUUCCGGAAGGACGAGUACUGCAUCCUCAUCCUGGGCCUGGACAAUGCGGGCAAGACGACCUUCCUGGAGCAGUCCAAGACCCGCUUCAACAGGAGCUACAAGGGCAUGAGCCUGUCCAAGAUCACCACCACCGUGGGGCUCAACAUCGGCACCGUGGACGUGGGCAAGGCGCGCCUCAUGUUCUGGGACCUGGGCGGGCAGGAGGAGCUGCAGUCCCUCUGGGACAAGUACUACGCAGAGUGCCACGGCGUCAUCUACGUCAUCGACUCCACAGACGAGGAGAGACUGUCGGAGUCCAAGCAGGCCUUUGAGAAGAUGGUUACGAGUGAGGCUCUGGACGGUGUGCCUAUCCUGGUGCUGGCCAACAAGCAGGACAUGGAGACCUGCCUCUCCAUCCCUGAUCUCAAGACAGCCUUCAGCGACUGCACGUCCAAGAUCGGCCGGCGCGACUGCCUGACCCAGGCCUGCUCGGCCCUCACCGGCCAAGGCGUGCGCGAGGGCAUCGAGUGGAUGGUGAAGUGUGUGGUGCGAAACCUGCGCCGGCCACCGCGGCAGACGGACAUCACAUAGGCCUGCAUGGCUCUGCUGCCCUCCAGCCGGUCCUCUCCCCGUGUCCCAAAGGCUUUGGAUUCUGUGACAAACUUCCCUGUGUCUGGAAACGUGUGAGGCCUGGGGCUUCCGUGCAGGGGUUGGGCGGCUGGGCCGGCCCAGCCCAAGGGCCCCCUCACCCGAGUCACUCCACCCCAGGGCACCUGCCAGGGCUCAGGACCAGGCGGGGGCAUGCUCUGCGGUGUUCCCUGAGGGAGCCCCGCGCCAGCAGGAGUGAAGGGUCUGGCUGUGGGCCUCUGCUGCCCUGCGGGGCCAGUGCUGGAGGCCAGUCGGGGCUGGCACUGCCCCUCUCCGGGGCCUCCCCAGGUGCUGGUUCCCCAGGAAGCUGGACUGCCCUGGCCUGUCCCCAGGGACUCCCAGCCCCACCCCAGCCCCUCUGACCCAGAGCGGGGAGGGCACACUCCGACC